Messenger RNA from Homarus americanus (American lobster), 4770 nucleotides. It is a transcript of the gene Sec63, whose product is annotated as translocation protein SEC63 homolog. The transcript has 14 exons. Gene Ontology annotation, biological process: SRP-dependent cotranslational protein targeting to membrane; post-translational protein targeting to endoplasmic reticulum membrane. NCBI's taxonomy places the organism in Eukaryota, Metazoa, Arthropoda, Malacostraca, Decapoda, Nephropidae. Gene Ontology annotation, molecular function: transmembrane protein transporter activity; RNA binding. Bases 9 to 2324 code for a protein of 771 amino acids. The record is from RefSeq and is a predicted model, not a curated record. Gene Ontology annotation, cellular component: Sec62/Sec63 complex.
UGGAAUUCAUGAUGGCUGGAAUGAAGUUUGAGUACGAUGAAUCUGGCUCAACAUUUUUCUAUUUCCUGACUAGUUUUCUGGGAUUAGUUCUACUACCUUGUACAUUUUACUUUUGGCCAGCAGCUACAAAUGAAGAAGACCAGGAGAAAGACUGCUGUGAAGUAUUCCAAAGAAAGCACUCCAGACUCAAGAAGCCCGAAAAAUGGAAAGGACUACGCAAAAAUACUCAGCGUGGGUUAAUCUUAGUGGGUUGGGCUGUGAUGGCUAUCCUCGUGUACAAGCUACAACAGUUUGAUUAUGAAUAUGCCAACUUUGACCCUUAUGAUAUACUUGGGGUUGGCGUGGGAUCAUCUGUUGCUGAGAUCAAGAAAGCAUACAGGAAGCAGUCUCUUGUAUACCAUCCUGAUAAGCCUACAGGCGAUGAACGCAAGUUUAUGAGGUUAAAUAAAGCAUAUCUGGCACUGACGGACGAUGAUGCCAGACGAAACUAUGAGCGGUAUGGUCACCCGGAUGGUCCCGGGGCAAUGCAUUUUGGAAUUGCUCUUCCUUCAUGGAUUGUUGAGAAGGAGAAUUCCCUGUGGGUGCUGGGCCUAUAUGGGCUGGUGUUUAUGAUCGCUCUGCCCACAGUUGUUGCCAUAUGGUGGUACCGGUCUUCCAAGUUCUCCAAUGAUCAGGUUCUGCUUGACACAACACAACUGUAUUAUUACUUCUUCCAUAAAACUCCACACAUGGUGUUCAAGAGGGCGCUCAUGGUUCUGGCAGCAUCCUUGGAAUUUGAGAAGGGACACAAUCAUGAGAUUGUUGAACGUCCAACUGAUAAUGUAGAAUUGCCACAGUUGAUAAAACAGUUGCCAAACCUUGGAGAAAAGAACAAGGAACGUCCACUGUGUUUUGCAUACUCCAUGAAGGCGCGCUCCCUGCUACAUGCACAUCUUUCUCGUAUGAAGCUUCCAGAUAAUACCCUGGACCAAGACCGGCUGUAUAUUGUCAAGUGCUGUCCCAUACUGAUUCAGGAGAUGGUGACCUGUGUGUCUCAGCUGAUAAUGCUGGCACAUGCUGGUCGUAUUGCUCGCCUGCCUUCUCUGGACACCAUUGAAGCAUGUAUGAAACUCUCCUCAAAUAUUGUGCAGGCUCUCUGGGACUCCAAGAAUCCUCUGCUUCAGCUGCCUCAUGUCACAGAAGAGUCCCUAAGGCAUUUUGUGAGUAAACGUCGACCAGUGAAGACCAUCGAGCAACUUCUAUCUCUCUCUUCUACGGAGAGGCAUCAUGUUUUACGUUCUCUCUCAGAAGAAGAGUUCAACGAUGUUAUGAUUGUGUGCAGGAAGAUGCCAAAGAUUGAAAUGAAUGUUAAUUAUGAAGUCGUUGAUGAUGACGAUAGUGGCGUUUUUACUGCUGGAGCAAUAGUAACAGUAACAGUGAACCUGAGGCGACGCCCAAUGGGAGAAGUGUAUGAACAUACUCUUCAGGAAACUGAGCAGCGGCUCGAUGGUCAAGAGAAGGAUGAAGAGUCUCUUGCCCUUUCUGUUGGAAAAAAAUCAGGAUGGAAGAAACCUCAACCUAAAAAGGGAGGAAAGUCCAAGGGAGGAAAGUCUCAACCACAGAAGAAAAAACAACAUCAACAACCCACAGCAAAGAAAGAAGAAGAACAUCAAGAGGAGAAGAAAGAGAAGAGUAAGAAAAAUAAACUUGCAGGUUCACAGCAGCAGGGACAGCGAGCAGAGGUUAUUGAAGAGAAAGCUGAUCAAGACACAGAUGAGGAUGAUUCAGCUUCCCAUUCUGAUGAAUCGCUUGCUGAAGAAGCAGACACUGAAUCCCAUAGAGAUGAUAAGCAUGCAAACACUGCUGAUGAUGAUGCAGAAUGGGAAAGGUUCCAGAAGGGUCUGACUAAGAGGGAGAAAGCUCUUGAAGGUAAAUCCAAGAUGUCACACACGGUACACUGCCCGUAUUUCCCUGAUGAUAAGCAAGAGUAUUGGUGGACAUAUGUUUGUGACCGCAAGAAGCACAUGCUCAGUACUGCUCCUUACCAGAUAACAAACCUGGUGGAUCAUGAGGAAGUUCAGCUUAAGUUCACAGCACCACAGAAGCCAGGUAUCUACAGCUACCAAGUGUGUUUGCGUUCUGAUUCAUAUUUAGGUUUGGAUCAGAAUCAAGACAUUAAACUAGAUGUGAAAGAAGCACGGGAGAUCCCCACAGAACACCCGCAGUGGCUAGAAUGUACGAGUGAUGAGGAUGAUGAUGAUGACAAUGAGAUAGGGAAAGAUGAUGGUGAGGACUCUGAGUACACCACAGAUGAGGAAGUCACCGACGAAAGCGAUGAAGAAUGAUGUGAAGACUAAAGUUGAGUACCAUACUGUACACUAUAGAUCUGUGGUCUGUUGGAAGCUCAAGGCCAAGUAAUUUCAUCCAGUUUUACUUUUAUUUUCAUUCUUUGAUCUGUUACAUGUCAAUAUUUUGUGUUAACUAAAUAAUCCGCAGCUUCAACUCACUGGAUCCAAGUAUGGUGAAUAUAAAAGGAAGUUGUACUGGUUUUACAAAAUACACCAAAAUAUACCAACGAUGCAAUGCAUCGUUGAGGCUUGUGACUUUAACGAUUCCUCUGUGAGCCUACAGAAAGGCUCAUCUUCUCAUAGAAGAUUUAAAUCCAAAGCUUAUAUCUCUAGUUCUAUUUUUGAACAGUCCUUCAUAUGUUCUCUAGAAAGGUGCAGCAUUUUCAUAUAAUGUUGGAAGUUUAAACUAGAUGUAUGUGGAACCCGGACUUAUUUUUUUUUUGUAGUGUGAGUGGAAGUAUUGCCAAGAUCUGCCUCCACAACAGUGUGUCUCUCUACCUACGAAGGUGGCUGUUUUAUGGAUCCAAUACUGACAGCACAGAGUGAAAAUUUUCAUUGGUAAUCUCUCUCUUUCUCACAGUAGUAAGACUUUCAUUGACAUAUUGGGUCAGUAAUGGAUAUUAGACCAUGAAGAAUUUGUAAUACUGUAUAUUUAUACACAUUUUCACUUCAUUCUGAACUUGAUAUUGCUAGCUCUUUGGUGGAUUUUUUAACAACCUUAUGAUAUUCAUCAAUUUAGAGAUCUUUCAUUCUGUAGAGGUUGUAGGAAUCUGUAAUUUGACAAUUUUGAAGUGGUUAAGUUAAAAAUAUUUAGUGGUGUAUGUAUAGUACAGCAUGGAUGAAGGCACAUCUUGUGUCACAUUUCAUUAAGGUGCAUUUUGCUGUUUUAUUUAUAUUUUGUAUUCAGCAUUGUAGUCAUUCCGUAUCUUGAUAAUGACAAGGCCCUUGAAGGGAAACUCUUUUAUAUAAAAUAGUCUUACUUGAGAUUAUCAUACAUUUUGUAUUUAGGAUUAUCAUACAUUUUGUAUUUAAUUCAGUCAUGGGGCAAAAUAAUAACAUGUUAUUGGUUGGUUCUACAACCUUGCAAAGCAGGAACACGGGACUGCUCACUGGGGCACCUCAGUUGAUCACAGCUGUCAACUUGUUUAGUUAACAAGAUUUUGUGGACAUACAUGUGGGGCCUUCUGCGAUGACGUCAUCUUGUUUACAAAUGGGUGCAGUUGGCAGGUUCUCUUACAUUAUGUUGAUGAACAGAGCUUAAAGCAAACUUGAAUUUAAAGCUAGCCACUUGCAGUAGGUGCAUCAUUGAACACUGCUAUAAACUUGGGGUUAAAGGUGAACAAGAAUUGUGGAAUUCCAAAAUUGAAAAGAUGAACACAGAUGGACUGAUACUUAAAAGAAAAAAAAUUGAAAUGAUCACUGACAAAGAUACUGUACAGUAUAUGUCCAAAACACUUCUUAACAGGUUCAGUAAUGUGCAAUUUCAUGUUUUGUCUCCAAAUUUAAUUACAGACUUAAAUAGAGUAUGAUAUGCUUUGUCAUGCCUUGUUAAAUUAGUAAGGAUAUAUAGUUUAGGUGUGCUUAACUUUUAUUUUCUUCAACAUAUCUUUUAAAAAAUCAGGGAAUGUUCUUGAUAUUCAAGUCUCCACUUGUGUAUCUCAUUAUGAUCGAUUGUUUUUAUUUAUAGCGUUAAAAAAAUUCUAAGUUCUCGUGCAAAAUUAGUCUUGUUUGCAAAUACUGUAUUACACGAGAACAAAGUUGAGUAAAAUACCUACGACUAUUAAAGAUUCUCAUAAAAUCCCAUAUUCAGUCAGGAUCUUGUGGGGGGGGGGGGGUUGUACUCCGGUACUGUAUGUGAUAGGAGUGGUUCACGUAAAUGAAGAGACCUGCUUUGAUAACCCAACCGAGGUGGUUUAUGGUGGUUGUAGCAGCUUUAAUAAUAUCAGUUGUCAUAAGUGUAAAACAAUAAUGGUUAUCACAAGGUUCAUUUUAAUAGGUUUUGACUGUAACAACUUCACAGCAAAUGACUGAGUGGUAUUUGGCGCACUUAACCCCUUCAUUGUUAAAUAAAAUAAUCGUAGAUAGAUAAAUACACGAUAAAAAAAAAGUUCUCUGUCUAGAUUUAUGGGGAAUAAUGUAAAAAAUAAAUAAAAUAUUAACAUGCAUUCAAAGCUCCUAUAUAAUGUUCAAAUGUCCUGUGUCUUUGGUAACACAACCUGUGGUGCUUGAGGCAACUGGGUGCUGGUGUCAUCUUUUUGCACGCUUAGUGUUUUUAUUGUUCAUGCAUAACAUUUGCAGUUGUUUUUAUCUACACUGUGGCACUAGUUACACCAAUUUUGAUAUUACUUAUACUGUACUCACAAAACCACUAUAUAUCCAUGCAGGUUACUGGUCGUGUGUGUAAGGCGGUUAUGUGAUCUUGUAUUUUUUUAUUUUCAUACAU